Messenger RNA from Rotaria socialis, 882 nucleotides. The record is from the annotation of a GenBank genome assembly. NCBI's taxonomy places the organism in Eukaryota, Metazoa, Rotifera, Eurotatoria, Philodinida, Philodinidae.
AUGAAAUCAACUGCCAUAUAUGAUUUUUUAAGUGGCAUAGCCGGUGCAACCGUUUCAGUUUAUGUCGGUCAACCAUUAGAUACGAUUAAAACAAAGCUUCAGAUAUUUCCAAAUCAUUAUAGAAAUUUUUUUGAUUGUGCUCAAAACAUUUUCAAUAAAGAUGGUAUACGUGGUUUUUAUGCUGGAACAACACCAGCAUUACUUGCAAAUGUUGCUGAAAAUGGAGUUCUAUUUAUGGCAUACGGACAAUGUCAAAAUAUUAUUUGUAAAUUAAAUAAUAAAGAUAAUCAUGAACAAUUGACAUCACUAGAAAAUAUGGCAGCAGGAAGUUUAGCAGCAACAUUUGCAUCAUUUGUUUUAUGUCCAACGGAAUUAGUUAAAUGUCGAAUACAAACUAUGCAUGAAAUGCAGUCGAAUACAGAAAAUCAAAUGCGUAAAUUAAUUUCACCUAUAGAUGUAACACGAAAUAUCAUACGUACAGAAGGUACACGAGGAUUAUUUCGAGGAUUAACAGCGACAUUAGCGAGAGAAUGUCCUGGUUAUGGAUUUUUUUUCGGUACAUACGAAUUUACAAGAUCAUCAUUAACCAAAAAAAAUGAAAAGAAAACAGAUAUAGGAUCUUUAAAAACAUGGGUUUCGGGUGGUAUGGCUGGCAUUUGUUUUUGGACAUUUAUGUUUCCUAUUGAUGUCAUAAAAUCACGUAUACAAGUAUUAAAACCGAAUAUGAGUACUAUGAAAUAUGCUAUUGAAUUUGUUAAACAUGAAGGAUUUAAACCAUUGUAUGCUGGUUUAUUUCCAACACUUACUCGUAGUUUUAUUGCUACCGGUGCUUUAUUUCUUACUUAUGAACAAGUGCAAUUAUUUCUCCGUCGAGCAUUUUGA